AUGCUCAUCCGCCGCAAGGAUGGCGAAUGGGGUGUCAUUUACUCUGUCCUGUGCAAGUCCACCCUGUAUGUCCAUCCGGACGAGCACACGUCCGAGCCACUGCUGUCGAUCAACCUCCAAAGCGAAGCGUCCUCGCUCCCUUCCUCGGCACCGGGCUCUGGGCACAACUCGCUCACCCACAAGCUCAACUUUAGCACGAGCCCUGGCGGCAGUCGCCCUUCUUCGCCCGACUCCACCAUGACUGGCUCACCGCGGGAUGGCGUGAGCGGUCCUCAAAUGUCGAUUCGGCUCGUCGACGACUCGCUGUUUGGUGUGGAGAAUUGCUUUUGCAUCGAGGCACAGUCGUCACGCUAUUCAGAUCGCCUGUUCGACGCAGACUCGAUGCCAGAGAGCCGCCAUCUGACAAAGUACUACUUUGUGGUGGAGUCGGUCAAGGAGCGCCACCACUGGAUUGAGGAGCUGCGCGCGGCCAUGCUCACCUCGCAGUCGCUCCGGCACGUCACCUCGCUUGAACUGGGUGUCAACGCGCUCCACGUCGACCGCAACUCGUCUGCGGCUGCGCAGUUGCUCCCCAGUGGCAAGGGCGCCAGCUCAAACAUGUACUAUUGCAACAUUCACUUUGACAACGAGCUGCAAGCGCGCACCUUUUCCAAGCGCGACAAUGAGGGCGUGGUCGAGUGGAUGGCCCAGUUCCAUUUCGACGACAUUCGGCACUCGUUCUUUGACAUGAGCAUUGUCAUUUGGCGCAUGGGCACGAGCGCCAAGGAGAAGGAUGUCGAGAUUGGACGCAUCACGAUGCCCUUCCACACGCUCGCUCAAACAACGCUCAACAAGGAGAAUGUCGGUGCCGGCGGCAACUGGUACCAGCUCGAAUCUGGCAUUGGCAAGGUGCGCAUCGAGCUGCGCUACACGGUGGAGCGAAUCUGUCCCCUGCCGACGUACAAUUCGCUGUUUGUGUUCUUGCUCAACACGCUCAAUGCCGACACGAACAUGGUCAAUCUCAUCUAUGACGCACUCAACGGGGACUCGACGGCGCAGGCCAAGAGCGAGUUUGCCGGCUCGCUCGUUCGCUUCUUCCUGGGCAUUGGUCAAAUCACAAAGUUCCUUCGCACCCUGACGCGCUGUGAGAUUUUCGCCACCGACCAGCCCACCAUCAUCUUCCGUGGCAACACCAUGGCCACGAAGGCGAUGGACCAGUUUAUGAAGAUUUGCUGUGAAGAUUAUCUUCAUGAAACCAUGGACGAGGUUGCGUACGACAUGUUUUCGUGCACACAAUCUUGCGAAAUCGAUCCCACGCAGAUGGACAAGGGUGAAGACUUGAUGAAAAACUGGCGACGACUGAAAUCCUUCAUUGAUCGUGUGACCAAGUCGGUGUUUGAAUCGUCUGCCACUGUUCCUCGCGAUCUGGUGGUCAUUUUCGAAGGCAUCCGUGUUGCCAUGGCUGACAAAUUUGGCGAUGCUGACCAAAACAAGGGUCUUACAGCCAUCAGCGGCUUCAUCUUCCUUCGCUUGUUCAGUGCAGCGCUCCAAGGCCCGCAUUUGCACCCCUUCCUCUUGGUGCCAGACAUUCCCGAGGAACGAUCGCGCCGUCUGUUCACCCUGGUGAGCAAGACUGUCCAAACGCUGGCCAAUCUUCGACUUUUCUCGCAAAAGGAGGAGCAUCUGAUGAACAUGAUGAACAACUCGUUCGAGGAGGAUCACGUUCUGGACAAGAUGCGCAAGUUUUUGACCGAAGUUUCGACCGUCUACUAUGGCCCCAAGACAGCCAGCGAUAUUGACAAGACGAUGGCCUUGUACGACGCCCCCAUCGACAUUGCCGCGAUUGUCCCCAUGCUCAAGCACUCGUCCGUGUUUGUGACCUUCCCUCCCAACCACGGCCCGACCAUCUCUUCCACGGUCCACCCCGCUGCAUCCGCUGGCGUCGGUGUCCGUGUUGAUAUUGAGCGUGAGCUCGCCUUCAUCAACCACCAUCUCCAAAAGAAGCGCCCAUAUCUGGCCAAGAAGGCCGAGUCGAACGCUGUCCUGAAGCCUUUAAUCACAAAGCUCUUCGCCAUCAUUGACGAUGUCCAGAAGAAUGAGCAGACAGUCAUCGACAAUGCCCAGCGUCAAGGCUUCCAGGUUUCCACUGGCGAAGCCGCAGACGAGUGA
Molecule: messenger RNA, 2148 nt
Organism: Capsaspora owczarzaki ATCC 30864
Lineage: Eukaryota; Filasterea; Ministeriida; Capsasporidae
Exons: 3
Coding region: 1-2148 (715 amino acids)
Biological process (GO): regulation of GTPase activity
Source: RefSeq, a predicted model, not a curated record